AUGGACGCUCUUUCUUUUGAAUUAAAAUAAGAAGAUUAAUUAAAAUAAGAAGAUUAAUUAAAAUAAGAAGAUUAAUUAAAAUAAGAAGAUUAAUUAAAAUAAGAAGAUUAAUUAAAAUAAGAAGAUUAAUUAAAAUAAGAAGAUUAAUUAAAAUAAGAAGAUUAAUUAAAAUAAGAAGAUUAAUUAAAAUAAGAAGAUUAAUUAAAAUAAGAAGAUUAAUUAAAAUAAGAAGAUUAAUUAAAAUAAGAAGAUUAAUUAAAAUAAGAAGAUUAAUUAAAAUAAGAAGAUUAAUUAAAAUAAGAAGAUUAAUUAAAAUAAGAAGAUUAAUUAAAAUAAGAAGAUUAAUUAAAAUAAGAAGAUUAAUUAAAAUAAGAAGAUUAAUUAAAAUAAGAAGAUUAAUUAAAAUAAGAAGAUUAAUUAAAAUAAGAAGAUUAAUUAAAAUAAGAAGAUUAAUUAAAAUAAGAAGAUUAAUUAAAAUAAGAAGAUUAAUUAAAAUAAGAAGAUUAAUUAAAAUAAGAAGAUUAAUUAAAAUAAGAAGAUUAAUUAAAAUAAGAAGAUUAAUUAAAAUAAGAAGAUUAAUUAAAAUAAGAAGAUUAAUUAAAAUAAGAAGAUUAAUUAAAAUAAGAAGAUUAAUUAAAAUAAGAAGAUUAAUUAAAAUAAGAAGAUUAAUUAAAAUAAGAAGAUUAAUUAAAAUAAGAAGAUUAAUUAAAAUAAGAAGAUUAAUUAAAAUAAGAAGAUUAAUUAAAAUAAGAAGAUUAAUUAAAAUAAGAAGAUUAAUUAAAAUAAGAAGAUUAAUUAAAAUAAGAAGAUUAAUUAAAAUAAGAAGAUUAAUUAAAAUAAGAAGAUUAAUUAAAAUAAGAAGAUUAAUUAAAAUAAGAAGAUUAAUUAAAAUAAGAAGAUUAAUUAAAAUAAGAAGAUUAAUUAAAAUAAGAAGAUUAAUUAAAAUAAGAAGAUUAAUUAAAAUAAGAAGAUUAAUUAAAAUAAGAAGAUUAAUUAAAAUAAGAAGAUUAAUUAAAAUAAGAAUAUUAAUUAAAAUAAGAAGAUUAAUUAAAAAAUAGCUAAAAUAUUCAAUAAAGAUUUUGCAAAUAAAAUUAAAAUGUAAUUGAAGAUUUAUAAAUAAAGAUAAAUUAAUAACUAGAACAUUUAUAAAUAGAGUUUGACUGA
Messenger RNA from Paramecium sonneborni, 1164 nucleotides. NCBI's taxonomy places the organism in Eukaryota, Ciliophora, Oligohymenophorea, Peniculida, Parameciidae. The record is from the annotation of a GenBank genome assembly.